Molecule: messenger RNA, 4575 nt
Organism: Colossoma macropomum (tambaqui)
Lineage: Eukaryota; Metazoa; Chordata; Actinopteri; Characiformes; Serrasalmidae
Gene: psd2
Product: pleckstrin and Sec7 domain containing 2
Exons: 15
Coding region: 203-2854 (883 amino acids)
Biological process (GO): regulation of ARF protein signal transduction
Molecular function (GO): guanyl-nucleotide exchange factor activity; protein binding; phospholipid binding
Source: RefSeq, a predicted model, not a curated record
UGAGCCCUGAACGCGCGCUGGUGGGAGGAAGCGCGUGGACUGCUGCUGCUGCAAAAAAGAAAAAGAAGAAAGGCUUCGUCUCGAUUUUAACGCUGGAGGUCAGGGUCUUUUGCAGAGCUGUAAACUUUGACCCUUAAGCCCUGUGCUGGUCCUUGACUUUGCGACCCUGGACUGCAUACACAUUCUGACUGAAGAGGCCGCCAUGAGCCAGGAGGGGCAGGGUGACCCCCUCCACACGCACACAUCACCUCCAGAUGCACUUGUAGAGGCCCAAGAGGAUCCCGACAGCCCUGAGGCUGGAGAUGUGGAGCAGGAGAAGGAGGCAGGGGAGGUGAAUGUUUUGGACUGUCAGGCUGAGGAACGGGCAAGUAGAGAUGAAGGAGAGACGGAAGUAGUUUCAGAAGAAGAAAAGCCAGAAGAAGAACUAAAUGGGGAUGUGCUGGCUAAUGGAGAGCAGAGGACAGACGAAGACGAAGAGAUCGGAGAUGGUUCUAGAAAGAACGGAGAGGAUGAAAGCUGCUGCCUGCAGGCAGAACCUGAGCACAGCAAAGGAGACAGCGACAAUGUCCCUAGCACUGAAUAUGAGGGUCAUGACGUCCUCCCACAUCCAUUGGACCAACCCGCGGAGGAUUCAGUGGAGCCGCAGCACACUGUGAGGGUGCAAAACGGCACUAGCGAGGACAGCGAAGGGCAGGAGGAAGACGAAGGCUGUGAUGAAGAGCCAGCUCAAGGGAACUUGGACACAUUCAGCUCCACCUUUGAGCUUUCAGUGGAAGAAGCAGACGCGGAGGUAGAGGAGGAAGAAGAGGCGCCAAACCAGGACAGUUUCAGCUCAGCAUUCGAGCGCAUCGUGGAACAAGCUGGUGGAUCCACAGCGCUCGAGGACGAGGAGGAGGAGGAGGACGGUGGCGAGGAAGAGUGUGACAGGGCCAAGGAAAGCCAGGACGGCUUCAGCUCCACGUUUGAACGCAUUGUGGAGUCGGAGCUUCUGCGAGGUGGCACUUGCUACAGUAGCCUGGACUCACUGGACGUGCUGUCGCUCACGGACGAGACGGACAGCUGUGUGAGCUUCGAGGCACCCCUCACGCCGCUCAUCCAGCAGAGGGCGCUGGCAGGGCCUGAGCCUCCAGAGCUGGAGCUGGAGACCGUGCAGGAGGGAGCCGAGACCCAGGAGGGGGAGGGGGAGCUGGACACUGGAAGGAACGAAGCGGGCUCCGGAAGCCCCCUCCGGACCUCCAUCCCAGGCAGCAGGUCUGAAAAUGUCCUGAGCCAGCCGGCGCAGUGGAGCAUUCCCAAUGGAUUCCACAAUGACCUGUCAGGCAGCAUAGAGAGGCCAGGAAUCCUCCCCAGCUCUGUCAGUGAUGCCAAUCUCACAGAUGGACUGUGUGACUCAGACUCUGAGCUGGGCAGCCUGGAGACGCUGGAGAGGGGCAGCACCGAUACACUUGCGAACGGGUGCCGUGCUGACGCAGAUGCUGCCAAGCGGCUGGCUAAGCGGUUGUUCUACCUGGAGGGCUUCAAGCGGUGUGACGUGGCACGACAUCUGGGGAAGAAUAAUGAAUUCAGUCAGAUGGUGGCAUCAGAGUAUCUGAGCUUCUUUGACUUCACGGGGUUGUCCUUAGAUCGAGCGCUAAGGAACUUCCUAAAGGCAUUUCCUCUGAUGGGAGAGACGCAGGAGAGAGAGCGAGUUCUGGUGCACUUUUCCAAACGCUUCUGCCACUGUAAUCCAGAGGCCCUCACCUCCGAAGAUGGAGCUCACACACUGACUUGUGCUCUCAUGUUGCUGAAUACAGACCUGCAUGGCCAUAACAUUGGGAAGAAGAUGUCUUGCCAGCAGUUCAUUAGCAAUCUGGAUGGUCUGAAUGACGGCAAAGAUUUUCCCAAAGAAUUACUCAAGGUGCUGUAUAAUUCAAUAAAGAAUGAGAAAUUAGAAUGGGCCAUUGAGGAAGAGGAGUUGAGGAAGAGUCUGUCAGAGCUGGUGGAAGAUCAGUGCGAGGCGGGAGGAAAGCGGGUUGUCAGGGUAACAGACGGCAGUAACCCUUUCAUUGCCAUCCCACUGCUGCUCAACGCUGCCACGUACAAACACGGCAUCCUCACUCGCAAGAGUCAUGCAGACAUGGACGGCAAACGCACCCCGAGAGGGCGGCGGGGCUGGAAGAAAUUCUAUGCUGUGCUGAAGGGCAUGAUCCUCUAUCUGCAGAAAGAUGAGUAUAAGCCAGAUAAGGACCUGUCUGAAGUUGACCUGAAGAAUGCAGUGCGUGUGCACCAUGCACUGGCCACCAGAGCCUGCGACUACAGCAAGAGACCCAAUGUGCUCAAACUCAAAACGUCAGACUGGAGGGUCUUCCUCUUCCAGGCCCCGAGUGAGGAGGAGAUGAUGUCAUGGAUCUUCAGGAUAAAUCUGGUAGCUGCUCUGUUCUCUGCUCCUGCGUUCCCUGCAGCCAUCGGCUCCAUGAAGAAAUUCUGCAGACCACUGCUUCCAUCAUCCACAACUAGACUCAACCAGGAGGAGCAGCUGAAAUGUCAUGAGAGUAAACUAAAGCAGAUAUCUCUGGAGGUGGAGGAGCACAAGAAGAACCCUCCAGAGCUUAUGCCCAAGAGCAAAGAGACAGAGGAAUACCGCCUCAAAGAGCACUACCUUACCUACGAGAAAAGCCGCUAUGAGACGUAUGUCAACCUGCUUCAGGCCAAACUGCGUGUGGGGAGCGACGACCUGGACAAGAUUGAGGCCAGUGUGUUCAGUGGAGACAGCAGGGACUGCCACCUGCGCAAAACCCAGUCCAGCCCGUCCAUCAGCCAGGGUCAUGGGCUUAACGGCCGAACCGGUCACAAAAACCCUGACAACCGCAGCUGAAGGGCCAUCUUGGGUUCUGUGCACAUGAACUUUUGAACUCUCCGCUUGUGGUUGAAGUUCAGCCACGAUGGUAUUGGACAGCUGAGGCAGUUCUCUUUCUGGAAAAAGAGAGAAACAUGAACGUAGCAUAAAAACAAUGUACAGUAAAUUAUGACUAUUGUAAGUAUCAUUAGUAUUAUUAUGACGCUCGUAAACAUUUUUAAUACUGAAAAAUGAACAUACAUUAUGUGCCAAAAAAGGAAAUGCAGAAUUAAAGAGGAGACCAAGACUGUAUUAGAGGCUCAAAAUGUACAUCACAUGACUGCGUUUCAUGCCAAGUUGAUAGUGGCAUCACAUGGCAGUUUAUUGUGAUGGUAAAGAGAUGCACUAUGAAGAUCACGAGGCUAAUUUAUUGUAAUGUCAGGACACGUCAGGAGACGUUCUACUGCAGCGUCACAAGGCACCUUUCUUGAUGUCAGUAAGGAUUUCUGACAUAAUAUAUUCUGGAAGCUUUUCUUUAUGACACGGCAGCAUAAUGUCAUGACACGUCAUCAUGACACCAUUAUAGUGACGUCACAAUUGCGUGAAUAGUCCGAGGCUGUAUGUAGGGACGGCUUCCUGACCGACUUGUUUGAUGUUUGCUAGAGAUGUAGCACUUGGCUUAUUCGCGAGGCCUUCGAUGUCUCAGCCUCUGUAGUAGCCAUUUUAAGGGCUCUGUCACACGCUGAGCUGUGUUCAGAUUCAUAUGAGCUGUCUACAGUAUGAUGCAAAUAUCCCCAUUAUUUAUUAUGUCAUAUUUAUUGUGAGGUUUUCUUUUCUGAGCCAUUACAGUGGACUCUUGUAAUGUUGAAAGCAAUUUAUCUUAAAUUAGUCGAUUCUAUAUUUAAUCUCAGAUCUUUUUCAAUGGAGCUACCUGCUGGGGGUGAUAGGGGACCCAAGAUGAGGAUCUUAUUCUACAAAAAUGUCUUAAGUAUCUCAAAAAAGACAGGGUAUGAAAUGAGAAACAGGAACACAAAGCAUCAGAAGAUGUAUGCAUGGGUGUGGGUGUGCGUGUGGAUGUGCUAUGAAGGGAGCGAAAGAGAAAGUAAGCCGAAAGUGAGAGUUACUUGUAUGUCGAAGUACAGCAGUGAAGAUGAUGAUUUAUAUGUGUUUGAAAGCGACACACGAGUCCUCGUCUUCUUCAGCAGACCACGAAAGCCUUCCCAGCAAUCCCGGACAAAGCACGAAGCAGCAGGACUGCAAACUCUGACCAAUGUCUGCAUCUCACGCUGCAGCAUAGGGGACUAAAUUUUACAAAGACCACAUGUUAAAAUGCAUUAUUAUACUGUAAAUCAGUAUAGUGAAGAUGGGAUCAGCGUAACCUGUAAGGAGGAAGACUGUCCAUGGCACUAUAACAAUGCUUGGCUCUUCAACUGGCGCACUGUUGGCCCCAGGUGCAUCUCCAUCCAUCCUCAUGGUACGGACUUUCUGUGUUCAAGCAAUGGCAAGUAGAUUUUUCUAGUGCAGUUUUGACGCAUGAUGAUGGUGAGAGUGAGCGAAUGAGCUUUUGGCUCUCACACUGCUAUAUGUGUAAUAACAUAUAAAGAGCUGCAAUUUUAUACACUCUUAGUAACUGCUUUCUUAAACUGACUUCCCUAUACUUGUCGCUUUGGCUGUUGUGCUAACAAUGAUUUUCCCCAAUGUUUAGGGUAGAAUACAAAUGCUGUUGUAAUAAAAGAUUGUGAUGAUUAUUUUAUAAUUUC